Messenger RNA from Pararge aegeria (speckled wood butterfly), 3276 nucleotides. It is a transcript of the gene Traf-like, whose product is annotated as TNF receptor-associated factor 1. Gene Ontology annotation, biological process: protein K63-linked ubiquitination; tumor necrosis factor-mediated signaling pathway; regulation of canonical NF-kappaB signal transduction. The transcript is spliced from 11 exons. Gene Ontology annotation, molecular function: ubiquitin protein ligase binding; tumor necrosis factor receptor binding. The coding region runs from base 142 to 1710 and encodes 522 amino acids. The record is from RefSeq and is a predicted model, not a curated record. NCBI's taxonomy places the organism in Eukaryota, Metazoa, Arthropoda, Insecta, Lepidoptera, Nymphalidae. Gene Ontology annotation, cellular component: plasma membrane signaling receptor complex; cytoplasmic side of plasma membrane.
AUUUCACGCAGCAAAAGAGAAUUUUGGCUCAGAUACAAUUAUAGUGGUAGGAAGUACUAGGUGCUGACUGAAGUGUUAAGUUAAGCAGUUUUCAAAAUUGAUCCAAAUGCCUGGUGUUGCCUUUUGAGAAUUGGUGCGAAAAUGAGCAUCAAGAGAGUGGAAGCUGACGCCGAAGAAGUGAGACCUAAGGAGAGACCCUGCUACUUCUGCAACGAUGCCUUUGAGAUGGGGAAGUUACAGAACCAUCUGAAACAAUGCGGCAGUAUACUGGAGCAGUGCCCGCUGCGCUGCGGCGCCUGGAUACAGAGGAAGCACCGAGACACGCAUGUCAAGGAGUGUCCGCAGAUGGAAAAGAGCAGAGACGUGGCGUCGCCGAGCCAUGCAAGGCUCUCCGAUCCCGCCCCACCAGCCAUCACAAACCACACGUGGAACCCCGCGUCCGUUCCCCUCGAAGACUGCGUCAGCUACCUUGAGAAAGAAGUCACAUCCAUAAAGUUAAACCUCGCCGAAGAAUCCAGUCACCGUGAUCUCCAGUCUACAGAGCUUGAGAACCUCCGUUCUAAGCUGGUGCUAGUUGAGCAACGAGCUCAGCACUUCCUCUCGACGCUGGUGUCUAUCCGAGCAACAGUGGACGACGAAGCAGAACGCGCUGCUAAUUGGGCUGCGCAGUUCAAGCAUGACUUGUCUAACGUGCAACUAGCUUUACAGGAGUUGCAAAGCCAGCAACUGUCGACAGUGAUGAGGUUGGAGAGCGCAGUCAGCAGCCUGGUUCACGAGCAGCACGAAAGGGAACUUCUGGAGCAAGCACUGACGCAACAUGACAAUAGAAUACGUACUAUUAAGAGUCUUGAGGAAGUGAUCGAGUACAUCAAGCAAACAGUAGAGGAAGAGAGAGAAAGAAAUUCGGAGAGUCGCGCGAUGCUGGAAACUGAACUGCUGGAAUCCCGCAGGUCCUCGGAACAGCUAGCCCAGUUGUCAGUGCUGAGGAUGCAGAUACAAAAUACAACUGCUGAAAGACCUGCUAUAGACCGUCUAGCAGUCCUGGAGGUGGCCACAGCUGAUGCUCGCGCCGAAACGGCGGAACAAUCGAUGAGGAUGGACAAAGUGUCCCGGGACCUGAGGGCUCUGACCAAAUCCUACCACAAGAUGCGCAGUGAACUCGCCGACUUUCAGAGCAGAGUCAGUUUGGACAACCCUGACCUUGGUGGAGAUAAUGGUCACCUCUUAUGGAGAAUAGACAACUUCACCGCUCGAAUGAAAGAUGCCAAAGACAAUGAUGCUGUAUUAACUAGCCCGCUGUUCCGCACCAGUAAAUACGGCUACACGUUGAAGGCCGAAGUUCAGCUGAACGGCAUAGGCAAGUGGAAGGGGCGCCACAUCACCAGCACUGUGCGGCUGGUGACGGGCCCCUACGACCCGCUGCUGGAGUGGCCCUGCGACCUCAGCGUCAGCAUCGUACUGAGAGACCAGCCUGCUAAUAAGAACCAGGCAAUGGAUAUAGUAAAGUCGCUCGACCUCCGUCGAAAGUCCUCGUCGAAAAGGCACGACUACGACGAAGCGGGCGACGAGAAGACGAAGUCCACCGAAACCGUCGACAUGAGCAUCCUACAGAUGAAGAGGCAGUACAUCUUCAUACCGCACACGAGUCUGGACAAGUUCGAAUAUAUCAAAAAUGACAUCCUGUUUUUAGAGUUCCUCGUGAAUCAGUAAUUAACUUAUCUUUAAGGCUGCCUACAUACAGGCAAAAACUCUUUCUUGCCAAUACUCCAACUCUUCAAUACACAAAGGCAAUAUUCUCGAUAAUAUUGACGUGUGCGCGGGCAGCCUUAGAUGUUGCGUUCAACCCCGUAUUGUGGGAAUAGCAACAUAACAAGUAGUCUUAUAUUUUCCAAAGGUUUUAUUUAAAAUGCUUAUUUAUAUAUAUUGCAAUAAUAAAUGACAAUAUGAUUAAGUUAUAAUAUCACUAACUGGUUCCGCGUUCUUUCGUUCUAAUUCGAUUUCCUGAAUAAAACUUGCCUAUGUUUUUCAACUAACUCUAAGCCAAAAAUCAAGAUGAUUUGUUGCUUAGUAAGAGCGUGAAGGAAGGACAAACAAACAAACACUCUAUACAAUAUUAUAUACAUACAAAAUUAAAAGUUAUGGAAACAAGUACCUAAGUAAUCAAAAAAACACCCUCAUUUUCAUUAUGGCAACAUACGCCAUAUGUAACCAUAUUGAAUCACUAAAUAAGUUCAGGCAUUUAGAAGUAUGUAAUGAAGAAACUGACAUACCUACACGACUGUAAUCGGAAAACAUUACACUCCUUUUUUGAGCAGCCUGGGUAAAACGGGUACACUCAUUUUUGUGUAGCUCCCUGGCAUCCGCCAUUUUGAUUUCUAGGAAAACCUAUAGCCGUAAAUCGUAUGCAAGAAUUUGCGCAGAAUUAAGGAGCACGUAAUAAAAAAACGGUGUUCAAAUCGGUGCACACGUACAAAAUUAUAUAAAAUAUUAACACCUCCUUGCAUUAGGAGUUAAAAUAUUACUCUGAAAACAAUUUGAGAUGUUAUAGGAUCCAUUCAAACUAAACGUUGAAAAAGAGAGAAAAUCUUAAAGACGGCUGCGGUGUUGGCCACUUAUGCGCCACGCCCUUUAAAUAUGACAUUAUAUUAUUAUAACCCUCUCUCUGUUAUAGUAGAUGCCAUGGGAAACGAGCGCUAAUGGGAAUGGUGAUUUAAGCUAUUGAUAAUAAUAAAAACAUUCGGAUGAGCCACUUAAUAACUUUUAAGUUUAUUAAGAAUUAUUCUCUAUUUUAUACACGACCGCAGAACUAAUUUUGGGAAAAACUAUAGGCACAAUGACCUAGGUUCUUGGAGUACACUCGUACUCCCACACACAUGCGAAAAUCAAUUUUUUCCUUGAUUAGUUAUUUUAAAGUAUGAGGAUCAGGAGGCUUAUAUCUCUCCUAUACAGGGCUCGACUUGUAGAUUCUUAAAUAGUUUUUCAUUUCAUAUCAAGUCUUUAUAGUUAUCAAUAACAAUGUAAAAACAAAAUAUUCUCUCCGCAUGGGUUAAAAUAGGGUGUCCUAAACAAAAAGGCAAUCUUUAAAGUAAUAAUCAAACACACUUGUAAUAAUACUUGUAUAUAACUAAGUUAGACGAGCUCGUUCGAAUGUGAUUGUAAAAAUUACCCGUCGCUCUUUUGACGUGGCACGAAGUAACUAGUAGUAAGUUAUUAAUGUAAUAGACUAAGAAUUAUUGUUUUAAAUAAAACGAACUGUUAAUCGUAUACACACUUUUA